CUAAAACGAGGGGAGUCUUGGAAGGUGUGGUCUAGCAAAUGCCGGGUAGCCAAACGAAAUAAAGCGGAAUCGAUUGGUAACUGCCCUAGUUCAAAUAGAAGCCGGUCUUUCAAGCGUUUAUAUUCUGGUAGUAUUUCUUUGAAAAAAAAUUAAGACACAGCUCUAUCAAAAUGUCUAACGGCAAUUGGAAACCAUUUAUUUUCGGUGGUCUGGCUUCUGUUACUGCAGAAUGUGGAACAUUUCCAAUCGAUCUGACCAAGACCCGUCUACAAGUCCAGGGCCAAGUAGGUGAUAGCAAAUAUAGAGAGAUCCGCUACCGGGGCAUGCUACACGCCAUCAGCAAGAUCUGCAGAGAGGAGGGGCUCAGAGCGCUGUACUCGGGGAUUGCUCCUGCAAUGUUGCGCCAGGCAUCCUAUGGGACCAUUAAAAUAGGGACCUAUCAGAGUUUCAAACGACUAUUGGUGGACAGGCCUGAGGAUGAGACACUGGUGACUAACGUGUUGUGUGGUGUUCUGUCUGGGGUCAUAUCCUCUUCCAUUGCCAACCCCACUGACGUCCUGAAGAUCCGUAUGCAGGCCCAGGGCAGUGUGAUCCAGGGGAGUAUGAUGGGGAACUUCAUCAACAUCUACCAGCAGGAGGGAACACGAGGACUGUGGAAGGGCGUGUCUCUAACGGCUCAGAGAGCAGCCAUCGUGGUGGGGGUGGAGCUGCCCGCCUAUGACAUCACCAAGAAGCAUCUGAUCAUGUCGGGUCACAUGGGCGACACGAUCUACACACACUUCCUGUCCAGUGUGAUGUGUGGAUUGGCGGGAGCUCUGGCCUCCAACCCUGUAGACGUGGUCCGCACACGCAUGAUGAACCAGAAAGGAGGAGCCCUGUACCAGGGAACACUAGACUGUAUAGUGCAGACAUGGCGGUCAGAGGGCUUCAUGGCACUCUAUAAGGGAUUCUUCCCCAACUGGCUCCGUCUAGGACCAUGGAACAUCAUCUUCUUCAUCACCUACGAGCAGCUGAAGAAGAUUGAGGUCUGAUGAACAGAACAAGUUUAUAGGUGAGGAGAACACGACCCCUGCAGAGAAGGGAACAAAGACCAAAUAAGUCCAGACAGAUGUGUAUGGAAGAUGAAUCCCCUGGACUGAAUGUCUGUGGCUCUUCUUGGCAUAUGUGGGAGAACAUCCAGUAGGUCCUCCAAUCCCACUGGUCUACAGGCUUCACAUAGCAUGGAGAUGCACACCUGUGUGCCAACACGCCCAAACUCAAACUAUCUCCAACCUCUGUGAACUAUACCCCCUUGACUGGAUCUGUUUUUCUCAUUUGCUGCAGUCCCAAAGAAGUACAGUAGUGAGGAAGUUAAAGAAAGAUGCUAAGUUCAAUGUUGUAGCUUGACCAAGGGACCUCAUGUCAAUAAUUGCCAAUACAAUGUGUGUUAAAUGACUGGGGCUAUCUUCACAGUAAAAUUCCACCUUGUCCUGAGGGUUUUCCAUUUCCCCAAAGGGCCAUUGUGUCAGAACACAAUAGCAAGACUUAUCUCAGAUUGAUGACCUGUGGUGACAUUUAUACUGCUCUGUUCCACUCAGCUGGUGAACAUUAGCAGUACACUAAGUGCCUUAGUAUAUGACACUGCUGGGUACCCAAGUUGUGAGAAAUAUAUUUAAAGACUGUUCUUUGAAUACUUUAUCAAACUUGCUAAUCAUUAUGAAAGCUCAACAUCAUCCAAAAGUUGUACCAGAUUCCCUGUUGUGUUUAUAUUCAGAAGAAACACAGCCCAACCUAUUUUUUAUGAUGAUAUAUUGUGUACACCUACUUGGCUUUGUGUUGUGUGAUUGGACAGACUCUACUCUUACAAACUAUUUACUAUAGCGCCAGCUGUAAGUGAAGUUUGAAGAUCAGAGGACAGGUGGCCACACACACACCUGACGGGGGUCUCCGUUUGUUUGUUCCCUGUGGGCGAAAGGGUGGAGAUGCCCAUAUUGGGCCGAACAUGAUGUACAAACUGAGAGCGUAGGUCAGAUAUAUUUAACCCAACACAGCGUGACACACAGCCCCAGUAGCCCUCACUAUCUAUUAAUGGAACAGGCGCGUGCGCACACACACACAAACACACACACACAUUCAGAUGCCAGAUAUAAUGUUGAAUCAGUCAGGAAUUACAUUUCUAUCGGGGUUGGCCAGUAUAGUCGGGAAUUACCUCUUCCGUACAUCCCCCUAUGGGAAGCAUUACUACAGCAAGGGUGGUACCUUUUAAGGGUACUUGGCUGGCUCUUCAGUAUUAGGCUGUUUGGCCUGUUAUGUAACUUUGACUGCAAUGUUAUGCUUUGUAAGAACAUUUUAAAACAGAAGGUAUUUUCAUUACUUUUUUUUUGCUGUAAAUGUUGCAUUAUGCUGCAGUGCCCUUUUUGUUAUGUACUUGUUAUUCAGGUGUAAAGGUGGAUCUAUUUCAUUAAAUAAAAUACUUUGCUGUUUUAA
Molecule: messenger RNA, 2466 nt
Organism: Osmerus eperlanus (European smelt)
Lineage: Eukaryota; Metazoa; Chordata; Actinopteri; Osmeriformes; Osmeridae
Product: kidney mitochondrial carrier protein 1-like
Exons: 9
Coding region: 171-1031 (286 amino acids)
Biological process (GO): transmembrane transport
Molecular function (GO): transmembrane transporter activity
Source: RefSeq, a predicted model, not a curated record